This is a messenger RNA of Lolium rigidum, 3562 nucleotides long. RefSeq lists its product as uncharacterized. The transcript has 15 exons. Gene Ontology annotation, biological process: protein phosphorylation; mitotic DNA damage checkpoint signaling. The coding region runs from base 1 to 3480 and encodes 1159 amino acids. Lineage: Eukaryota; Viridiplantae; Streptophyta; Magnoliopsida; Poales; Poaceae. Gene Ontology annotation, molecular function: protein serine/threonine kinase activity; ATP binding. Gene Ontology annotation, cellular component: nucleus. The record is from RefSeq and is a predicted model, not a curated record.
AUGGAUCCCGUCGGCGCCGGCGUCGGCUCGUGGGACACGGAGCUCGCGUGGCACCUCCUCACCGUGCUCCUCCGCAUCGGCCGCCCCGCCGCCGCCGCCGAGCUCGCCGCCACCGUGGCGUCGGCGGCGAGCUACGUGACGCCGCAGCUCGUCGAGCGGCUGUGCCUCGCGCCGAGGUCCCCGCUCCGCUCCUCCGACGGCGUGGUGACUGUUUCGGAGAUGGCCGCCGUGGCGUUCCUGAGAUUCCUCGGAUGUGAUGUGCCGGCGCGGCCUAUGGCGGGAUUGGGCGGAUCCGAUGGGAGGAGGUGGUGCCCCGUGGUGCAGAUCAGGUACGAGCGCAAGCGGAAGGCCUCAGACGCGGCGCACGUCGGUGUGAAGAGGCGCCUCCUGAUGGAGACCGAUGCAGAUUCGGUAGAUCGCGACCAGCAGCAGUCGCAGCAGCUGAUUGUGCAAACCUGUUCUUCAGCCUCUACUGGAGAGGUUCAUCUGGAGGUUACGCAAGAUUGGCUUUCUAUCCUGGGCACGUCUGUUGCUGAACCCUCCCUGAAAUUUUCAACUGGGGUUCCUCUUGUUUCCACCGUUGCUAAAAUUAGCACAGCUUGUCUUGGAGUCAGGGAUGGCAACUUUCUCGGGGACAUGACAUCUGCGCUAGGGCUGAAGGACUUGUCAACCCCUUCAUCUGUUGACAUUCCUUUUCCCUGUGCUGAAAAAUCAGAGAACAUACAUGCACCAGCUGAUAAUGAAAUUGGUAGAAUCGGUGAACCUGAAGGACCACUUGCAAUUUGUACCUGCCGAGUAGAGGAUAGUGAGGAUAUAGAAAAAGAGUCUGCCCUCCUUCCUCUGACGCUGGAUAAGACUGUAGUUGGAGACAAAAAAGUUUGGUUUGAUGCGGAUCUAAAUAUUUUUCUGGAAAGACCUCGCUGUCCAUUUCACUCUCGUGAUACACAUGCAGUUGACAAUAUAGUAGGAACAAAUUUUACGCCUGAACAAGAAGCUGUACUAUCUGGCAGCCCAAAUGCUGGAGACUGUGAGGAGAUCCCAUCUUGUGGUCAGGAUGCUAACACUUCUGCAGUAAUUCAGGAGAAAAAGGAAAUACAACUUUUGUCCCAGUCUCCUACUCACACCAAAGCAGAACCUGUAUUACAUGAACUGAUUCAUGAAAUGACAGAAAGUUCAUGUCAACCAUCUCUGGACAAAAAAGUUGAGCCAGCAGCAUUGCCAUUAGAAGUGAAGAGCUAUGAUGGUGUUAACAAUAGGAACUUGAACAUUAUUGCUGAAAAUGUGGAAAUCGCUGAUCUGAAUGGCAAAGAGCAGCCACAUAAUGAAGUGAGUACGAAUUUUCCGAAGGAGCAAGAUAAAAAGAUUGCGAAGCAAAAGGAUGCAGUACCCAAAGAAGAUAAAGAUCAAGUUGCAGAAACUGCUCAAAAGGUGGCCAAAACAGUUGAGCCAGCAGCAUGGCCAUUAGAAGCAAGGAGCCAUGAUGGUAUUAAUAACAGGAACUUGAACAUUAUUGCUGAAAAUCUAGAAAGCACAUAUCAGAAUGGCAAAGAGCAGCCACAUAAUGAAGCGAGUAAAUUUUUUCCUAAGGAGCAAGGUAAAAAGAUUGUGAAGCAAAAGAAGAAGCUCAAGAAAAAUGAUGCACUACCCAAAGAAGAUAAGGAUCAAGUUGCCGAAACUGCUCAAAAGGUGGACAAAAAAGUUGAGCCGGCAGCAUUGCCAUUAGAAGUGAGGAGCUACGAUGAUAUUAACAAUAUGAACUUGAACAUUAUUGCUGAAAAUAUAGAAAGCACAUAUCAGAAUGGCAAAGAGCAGCCAAAUAAUGAAGUGAGUAUGAAUUCUCCUAAGGAGCAAGAUAAAAAGAAUGUAAAGCAAAAGGAGAAGCAGAAGAAAAAUGAUGCACUGCCCAAAGAAGAUAAGGAUCAAGUUGCAGAAACUUCUCAAAAGGGCCAUUCAGAGCCAAACCCACUGCCUAGUUUCAAACAUUUUGUUGUAGAAGAGGAAGAAGGGUCAGGAGGUUAUGGUAUUGUUUAUAGGGCUCGAAGGAAAGAAGAUGGAAGAGUAGUUGCCAUAAAAUGCCCUCGAGGAAAAGCUCAUGCACAUCAUGUUGACAAUGAACGAAAGAUGUUGGAAAAAUUCGGAGGAAAGAACUUUGUGAUUAAUUUUGAAGGCUGUUUUAGGAGUGGUGAACUGGAUUGCUUUGUUCUACAACACGUAAAGCAUGACAGACCGGAGAAUCUGAAAAAAGAAAUAGAUUUGUUUGAGUUGCGGUGGUACGGGUAUUGUCUGUUCAAAGCUCUUUCAAGCUUGCAUAAACAGCGAAUAGUGCAUAGAGAUGUGAAGCCUGGAAACUUCCUCUUCUCUCGUGAUCAGGCAAAGGGAUUUCUUAUUGACUUCAACUUGGCAAAUGAUCUUCAACAUAAGUCAUUGAGGAACAGUAAGUCGGAGGCAAUUUCACGUGGGAAGGAUAUCACAUCUCAAUCUUCAUUGAAGUCCGCUCUAGUGAUUCAUGACAACGAAGCAGCAGCUGGCUCGAAACAACCUGUUGGGUCCAAGAGGAAAAGAUCAAAUAAAAUCCCUGUGUGCAGCAACCCUAGGGUUGACAAAAAGAGUAUGUAUGGUAGCCAAGCUGCUGACGGAUCUGGUGUAACCUCUGCCAAAGAUGCUACAAGCACGAAAGCAUCAUUGGACAGGUUAAAGCAGCCACUUUACAAAGGGCGGAAAGAGAUAAUGAACUUGUUGGAUGAGAUGCAAGGUCCCAACCAAAAUACACCAGCAGCUCCAGUUUCCCAAAGGAAGAGGGUGGCUGCUCCUGUUGGUAGUGUGGAUCAGAAGCUAUUUGUACUCACACCAAUGCCCCUGCGUUCUGGUGGUAGUGCUGUUGCCGGUUCUGGCAUGUUUAACAGCAAAGGGCAUGGAAAACAGCGAAGAGAAGGUCCAUGCGUCGGAACUAAAGGAUUCCGAGCUCCAGAGGUUCUUCUGAGAUCUUCUCAUCAGGGUUGUAAAGUCGAUGUCUGGUCUGCUGGAGUGACACUCCUGUAUUUAAUAACUGGCAAAACACCUUUUGGUGGAGACCCGGAACAGAACAUGAAGGAUAUAGUGAAGCUCAGAGGCAGCGAAGAAUUAUGGGAAGUAGCGAAACUGCACAACUGUGAAUCUUCAUACCCGUCGGAGUUAUUUGAGGCCAAAUUUCUACGGUCGGUGGAUCUCAAGACAUGGUGCUUUGCCAACGCCCGCAGGCCGGAGUUCCUCGAGCAGUUACCUAACUCGCUGUUCGAUCUCGUGGACAAGUGCUUGGCAGUUAACCCGAGGUGCAGGAUCACUUCAGAGGAUGCUCUGUCGCACGGGUUCUUCACUCCAUGCCAUGAAAGCCUUAGCAAGCAGAAGAGUAAGUCCCUUAAGAUUAGAGGGUUAGCAGGAGAAGCUUCUCAACUUCCUCCUUGCUCGCCUCGAGAUACCAUAGCUAAGGCGAGCAAGUCGUAGUGCUCCCCUCCCAACAUAUUGACUUGUUUGAACCUAAUCUAAGCAGAUGCUGACAACUGAGCGUGUGCCAAUAGCAUGCCUA